AUGGCCUCCUCCACACCCACACCUUCAGGCAGCUCCAACCCUUCACCUCGAUGGCCGAGGUCAGGCCCUGAACCCGGUUCAGCCUUUAAUGGCUUCAGUAGAGGCGGGAGGGGUCGUGGAGGUGGAAGAGGUGGAAGAGGUGGCGGCGGUAGACCAAAUACCGCAUCCCGCGACAACAAACCAACUGGCGAAACACGCCCGCCAAAUGGUGCUCCCCAAGAGAAGCCUGGCCCAACCCAGCCUUUGAAAAAUUUAGCUCCAUCCGCUGGCCCCUCCGCUGCUGAAAAACCCUCGAUUCCUAAUCCAACAAAGUCCAAACCUCCGUCAAGAAAGUCGUCUCAUAACGUUCCAUCCGUCGUUGUAGCUUCGCCUGGCGCCGACGUGCCUUCUGCACCUUCACCUAAACCGCGGGGGGAUAGAAGGAGACGUUCUCAGACGAGUAAAGGCAGCGGUCUGCACAGAAUCAACCCUCCUGCAGCUGAUGAUAAUCUCCUCCGGCCGAUGAGGCCCCGCCUUCCAACCGUCCCUCAUACCGCCCCGAUCAAAGACACCCCUCCUCAUCUGUCCAGUAAUAACUUCGAUAUGCGUAAUAAUAUUGACGCCCUCGUCGAACGUGUUCGAGCCGUGGCGCAGAAUAGGCCGUCAACUCCAGGAAGCCACAUUGAUUGGGCGGGCGAGGACGAUGAUAGCUUGCCUGAUCUGGAUGAUUGGGGCGUCUCCACCUCCACUCAUCCGGCCGAAAUGAUAUCUCCAAUCAUUGUCGAUGGUCUUCGGCCGCUACCCGAACCAUCCUCCAAGCCUCUGACGCCUCCCAUAUCUAGGUCCGAGGUCGUUUCCCCAUCUCAGUCGAUCUCGGAUCAUAAACCCGCAGAGAGUGAUUCUUACCCUGCGUCUACGCCAUUUACGCCGAUGGGCCUUGAGAGUAAGAGGUAUAGCACCUCAGUCCCCGAUCCUUCGCCCAAGGCAACGCCUCCCGCAAGGAGCGCUGACACGAUAAAAACCUCUCUCCAUCACUCCUUACCUCCUAAACCUGUCACAUCUGCCCCAAAUGCAAGAUCGGUCAGGAAUAACACACGUGGUCCCACAGUGCCAGCUCCGUCAACCAAGGAAGCCUCAGUGGUUGCCAAGCCAAUUGCAACGGCUCCAGAAAACUUGAAUGCAGGUUCCAAAGCGGAAUCAAGUGAGCCUCUUUUGAAAGAGGCGGUCGACGAAACCCCCACCACCACCACAAACAAUGUUCCCGACAUCAAGGCAGAUGAAGGUGUUGCAAAGUCUAUCCCCGCAUCUUCUUCAACAGAAGAUUCCUCAAUCGCUCGUGAAGACUCGGGCCUCGCCGCGUCCAUACACGCCCCUCAGGCGCUCGUCGACUCUCUAUCUGCCCCAGCAGGCCUGUCCUCAUACACUGAAACAUCACACGAAUCUCGAAUCUCAUCUUAUGGCCAUACGCGAGCUCACACCGUCGGUCGUCCCCCUUCUUUCCCUCGCUCCCCUCCGGGAGAGUACGUUUCCCGAUUUUCGCGUUCCGGACAAAAUACACCGCGCGGAGGAGGAGGAGGGGGAGGGGGGUAUCAGGAGAACAACAGUCAUUUCCGGACACAUUCUACGCCGCCUGCGGGUGCGAAUUAUCGGACGCCGCAUUCGAGGCCGGUUAUUACGGGCGACGCUAUUUCGAAGCUGGCGAGGACUAUUGGGACUUCUAAUGGGUCACCGUUGAAUCGGCCUAUCAUUACGGGGGAAGCUAUUUCAAGGCUGGCUCGAUCUAUUGAUGGUUCGAAACAGACGACCAUUGCGGCUUCUAAAGAGUAA
Messenger RNA from Laccaria bicolor S238N-H82, 1806 nucleotides. RefSeq names its product putative proline/serine-rich protein. Lineage: Eukaryota; Fungi; Basidiomycota; Agaricomycetes; Agaricales; Hydnangiaceae. The record is from RefSeq and is a predicted model, not a curated record. The transcript has a single exon. Bases 1 to 1806 code for a protein of 601 amino acids.